AUGGGACUAGAUAUUUCUGAUAUGCUCACUCCGAGUAAGGCGCUCUUCUAUAGAAUUUUCCCAAGGAACACGGCGGUAUCCCUUGGUAAGGUGGUCUUGACAGUUACCUCCAGGACACGGACUGAGUACAUCAAAUUUGAGGUGGCCAAUUUUGAAACACCUUAUCACGCCAUCCUCGGACGUCCAGCUCUAGCAAAGUCCAUGGCAGUACUCCACUACAUGUACUUGCUAUUCAAGAUGCCAGGGCCCAAUGGCAUGCUCCCCUUCCGCGGCGACCUAAGGAAGUCCUACGACUGCAAUCAGGAAACCAUCGAGUACGCUUCAACAACCCAAGUACCCGAUUCAGCUGCAGAAGUACUUGCGGCAUCCAAGCAACUCUUUCAGUCAGAGAUGGACAUUCUAGCAAAGAAGCUGAGCCAGUCCAAGGUGAAACCCACCAGCAAUGUAGGCAUCAAGACUAUCGAGUUGGAAGAAGGAAACUCAUCCAAGAUAGCCCCGAUAGGUUCAGGGCUGGAUGCUAAAUACGAAAGCACGCUCGUCAACUUCCUUUAG
Molecule: messenger RNA, 552 nt
Organism: Panicum hallii
Lineage: Eukaryota; Viridiplantae; Streptophyta; Magnoliopsida; Poales; Poaceae
Exons: 1
Coding region: 1-552 (183 amino acids)
Source: RefSeq, a predicted model, not a curated record